Molecule: messenger RNA, 318 nt
Organism: Eremothecium cymbalariae DBVPG#7215
Lineage: Eukaryota; Fungi; Ascomycota; Saccharomycetes; Saccharomycetales; Saccharomycetaceae
Gene: RPL30
Product: 60S ribosomal protein eL30
Exons: 2
Coding region: 1-318 (105 amino acids)
Cellular component (GO): cytosolic large ribosomal subunit
Molecular function (GO): structural constituent of ribosome; RNA binding
Source: RefSeq, a predicted model, not a curated record
AUGGCCCCAGUCAAGACUCAAGAAAACAUCAACCAAAAGCUUGCCUUGGUUAUCAAGUCUGGUAAGUACACCUUGGGUUACAAGUCCACCGUGAAGGCUUUGAGACAAGGUAAGGCCAAGUUGAUCAUCAUUGCUGCCAACACCCCAGUCUUGAGAAAGUCUGAAUUGGAAUACUAUGCGAUGUUGUCCAAGACCAAGGUUUACUACUUCCAAGGUGGUAACAACGAAUUGGGUACCGCCGUGGGUAAGUUGUUCAGAGUCGGUGUUUUGACCGUCUUGGAUGCCGGUGACUCCGACAUCUUAACCACCCUAGCUUAA